This is a messenger RNA of Archocentrus centrarchus (flier cichlid), 2015 nucleotides long. It is a transcript of the gene ngrn, whose product is annotated as neugrin, neurite outgrowth associated. Bases 100 to 1014 code for a protein of 304 amino acids. Gene Ontology annotation, cellular component: nucleus. The transcript has 3 exons. The record is from RefSeq and is a predicted model, not a curated record. Lineage: Eukaryota; Metazoa; Chordata; Actinopteri; Cichliformes; Cichlidae.
UCUACAAGUGGUGUCCCUGUGUGCGUUAUUAUGACAGUUGAGUGACUUCUUUAGAGAUAAAGACUCGGGGGUUAAAAGGAAGACUCAUCGUUUAUUGGCAUGGCCAGGUCUUUGCAGGUCCUCUCCUUCUUCUCCAGGCUUGGUGCUCCAUCCGUGAUUUCUUCAGUGAAUGCUCGAUUUGCAAGCAGAGGUGCCAACAAGGCAUGGAUGGGACAGAGCCAUGUGCAGGCAGACAGAGGCUCAAACAGAACAGGACACAGCGGUGAGACAUCUAAUGAAGAGCUUGAGCUGGAGGACGUAGAGGACAAACUGCAAGCCUUGAUUCAUGAAGGGAGAAAAAGACAGAGGACUGUGAAGUAUCACAUACUGAGGAGGCAAAUGACUCCCUCAGGAGCUCCAGAGAGGAAGUUGACCUGGGGUGCUAUUGAGCAGAUCAGAUAUCUGAAGCAAAAUCAACCAGAGGAGUGGACAGUAGAGCGACUGGCUGAAGGCUUCUCUGUCAGCCCUGAUGUCAUUCUGAGAGUCCUACGAAGCAAGUUUGUCCCCUCUCCUGAAAGAAAAGCCAAGCAGAAUGCUAAAGUCAUGGCUAGACUGAGUCAACAGGUGCUGCCCUCGGGCACUGGGACACAGCAGGACAGGCUGAAACUGCCUGAGAGGUGCACACCAGCCAUACUCCCAUCUGGAAGCACAGAAGGUGCUUUGAUCCCUGUGGCUAAUCAGACUCGGGUGAUUCAAGAUCAUGGCUUACAUUCCCUAGCUAAGAGUCCUGCCCCUGUUACUGUUCACCCCACACACUUUACAGCUGGUAUUAGUGAAGAUGCCACAGUGAGAGGAAUAACAGAAGACAGCACUACUGAUGCUGAUCUUACAGGGGAGGAUGAAGAGAGCUGGGAUGGACAGGUGUUGACAGAGGAAGAACUUGAAGAGUUUAUGGAAAUGGAAAAGCCCUCUCCUGCAGCCCAAGUUGGGAAUGAUUUCUUUGAUGCAGAGGGAAACUUUUUAUAUAGAAUCUGAGGACAUCUUGUGUUGAACCUUUGGCUGAGCAUGUACAAUAUUAGGGUUGGCUUUAUUACAGCCCAGUUUUCACUGUGUCAGCUUUAAAUGGGCAAAUUACCAAGUAAAGGUUAUUUUGUGUCCUUGUGCAAUAGAUAUUUACUUAUGUUUUCUUUUUCAUCCAAAUAUUUCAUGUCCAAAUGUUCAUGUCUCCCAUAUAUUGACAUCCCUAUUCAUCCCUAUUUCCAUUUUUAUAAAAGUCAGGAUUAUGGACAUACACACUCAGUGGUCACUUUAUUAGGUACACCUUGCUACUACUGGGUUGGACCCCCUUUCCCUUCAGAGUUGCCUGAAUUCUUAAUGGCAUGGAUUCAACAAGGUGCUGGAAACAUUCCUCAGAGAUUUUGUUACAUACUGACAUGACAGCGUCACACAGCUGUUGCAGAUUUGUCAGCUCCACAUACAUGAUGCAAAUGUUCUGUUACACCACAUCUCAAAGUUGCUCUGUUGGAUUAAGAUCUGGUGACUGUGAAGGCCAUUCGAGCCUCGUCAUAAAGGGAUGAACAUGGUCAGGAUGGUGAGUGUGAAUGCAAACUAAUUACUGUAGUUAUACAACCAUAAUUUUUACAUUAUCCUUUUACCACCCCAAUUCCCAAAAAGCUGAUACACCAUGUAAAAUGUAAGAACUAUGCAAUAAUUCACAGAUCUCAUGGAACUGUUUUAUUCACAGACAGAAAACAUUUCACAUAAUCAGUGUACCAUUUUAAGAAAAGUAUUGGCUCAUUUUGAAUUUGAUGGCAGAACAUAGAAAACAAACUUGUAUAAAGUUGAUUCAGGGCCAUGUUUACCACAGUGUAGCAGUCCCUCUAUGAGAUUAUGAGGUUUAUGAGAUUUGCAAAUCAUAGCAAAUCCCAACUUUUUUUGGAAUUGGGUUCGUAUAAACCACGUGAGGGUUCAUACUUGUCUCAUAUUACAACAGUGCUGUUUGUGAGAAAUAACCAUGCAACAAAAAUAGAGGAACA